Molecule: messenger RNA, 2030 nt
Organism: Wallemia mellicola CBS 633.66
Lineage: Eukaryota; Fungi; Basidiomycota; Wallemiomycetes; Wallemiales; Wallemiaceae
Exons: 1
Coding region: 412-864 (150 amino acids)
Molecular function (GO): RNA binding
Source: RefSeq, a predicted model, not a curated record
CGGUUUCAAUGGAUAAAUAGGAUGACGUCGAGAAUCUCCACUUUAUCAAUGAUUAAUAAAUGCGCUAUUUCCAUACGUGCAUAUUUAAUGUGCUUUAAUAUUGAUCCACUGCCUUAGCGACCGUGCUUUGUUACCUCUACAGUUCUUACAGCGUAGACAAUACUACAUGCUUCUGAUAGAAAUGUUAAUUGUACCAGUAUAAUCGAUUCUAUAAUGUAAUAGAGAUAUACUCAAAGCCAUUUCAAAUUGUACAAUAGAAACACCUUCGAUACGACUGACAGCGAGAAACCAAAGCAGAGCAAAAAGAGAGUGAUAAGAAAGACUAUUAACUUCUAACACACCAUGUAAGCUACCAAAGCAGUUAAAAAUCACUCUCUUCCAUCCUUGAUCUCAUACCAUCAGUGUCCAAAAAUGCCAGAUCCGAAUACAACACUAUACCUGCGAAACUUACCUGACAAAAUAAACAAGCAGGAGCUUAGAUCGCAAUUAUACUUUCGUUUCCAAUCAUAUGGUCGGAUACUAGACGUUGUUGCCUUAAAGACUGACAAAUUGCGAGGACAAGCCUGGAUCGUUUUUGAUGUACUUUCUUCAGCAACAUCUGCUAUGAGAGCUGAGAAUGGUUCUAGAUUCUACAACAAAGCUAUCAAUAUUGACUACGCGAAGACCACAUCCAAGGCUUACCAGCAGUACAUAGGUAACUCAGAGAGUCUCUUUAGUGAUGCACAAAAAGCUGCCCAAGGUGGUAUACAGAGAAUGGUCGUAUCUAACGCUUCAGAGGCUAGUCUUGGUCUCAAGCGUGCACGUGAAGCAGAGGAAUUGGCAAGGAGUAGCGAGAAUGAUAAAAGGAUAAGAACUGAAGAGUAAUCUUUUUUAGAAACAGAAUCAUUAUAAUUUAUUGUACAAUAUAUUACUUAAAUCCAUGUCUUUGACGUAAGCAUAAGUCGAAUUCAUCUUGCAGUGUUUCGAUCGUCUUGCUACAGUCUGGUCGUAUCGUUCCUUCACCGUAAAGUGGCGCUGCACGAGCUUUACUAUUUGAUGUCAUGAUGUCUUGCUCGAUUUCCUCUUGGUUCUCGAUACCAACAUUGGAUGCUUGCAGUACACCCUUGUCAGCUCCGUGACGGACUGUCCCAUGCAUUGUUACAGGCGUUAUAGGGUUCUUAUCGAUCAUGUCCUGCCAUACCGCUAUGAAUACACCUGGUCCAAUAUCUGGUUCUGGUCGGGUUUUGUCUAACAAAUCUACCAAUUUUUGUCUAGAAGAUUCAGAAACAUUUUCUUGAUAUUUGACAUGCUCAUCGAGCUCUUUGACUACUUCUUUUUGAGUAUUUUCAUCUAAUUUGUCAAACAGUUCUUGAAGAACUGGUGAGAAAUCUCCAGCUCCAGCGCAAUCCUCUUGAUUUUCUUCUUCUGACUCCGUACGAUACUGUUUCAAACUAUGGAGGUACCAUUCAAGAUACAUUUCUUUCAUCUCUGGUGCGUUCUUUACUAAAUUGUGAAGGAAUUUGUGUAAAUUUUUCUGAUGUUUAUCAAACAAUGCAAUAUAACUACGCGGACCGGCUUUAUCUUGAGCGAUUUUAACCAAAUCAUCAAUGAAGAUUUGUAAAUCAUCUAAAGUUUCUUUAAGAUUGACAGAUUUGUGAAGCUUGCGUAUCAGUGGUUCGAACGCAUUCAUUGCUUCAGUGACGCAUAAAGAAACUAGAUCAGGUUUUGUAUGUACUAAGGCGUCAAUCAGUCGGUAUCUGUCGCGAAUCGCUAACUGUAAAGUCAACUGUGUGAGGAGUGUUGAAUGAGCUUCCUCGGAUAUAGGUGCUUCUACGUCGUUUCUUUCUAAUAUCGUAAUGAUGAUCGAUUGGUUCUUCUCUAUACUCUCGUUACGUAUAUCUAUUCUAUCUUCUCGUGAUGCGUCGUCAACGUAUUUCUGUAUUGCUAUCUUUUGCUGGUCAGUAGCCCCACUUUCGGCUUCCCUUUUUUCAACACUCUGCCAUUGCUUCUGAAGGUUUGACUUAUCUUUACCUAAAACCGAUGUAAUAAUA